AUGAAGCGCAGCAACUAUACCCGGAACACCAAUGUACCACCAGAGGUGACUGUAAUCUCGGAAAAACCUGUGGAACUAGGUGAGCCCAACAUCCUCAUCUGUUUCAUCGACAAGUUCUCCCCACCAGUCAUCAAUGUCACAUGGCUUCAGAAUGGAAAACCUGUCACCACAGGAGUGUCAGAGACAGUCUCCCUGCCCAGGAGGGACCAAUUAUUCCGCAAGUUCCACUAUCUCCCCUUCAUCCCCUCAAAUGAGGAUUUCUAUGACUGCAAGGUGGAUCACUGGGGUUUGGAAGAACCUCUUCUUAAGCACUGGGAAUUUGAUCUGCCAACCCCCCACUCAGAGACAAAAGAGAGCGUGGUGUGCGCCCUGGGCCUGUUCGUGGGUCUGGUGGGCAUCAUCGUCGGAACCAUCCUCAUCAUCAAGGGUGUGCGCAGAGGCAAUGCUGCUGAACGCCGCGGACCUCUGUGAGGUGCCUGCAGGUAAUGGAUUUUCUAGAGAGAAGAUGGGUAAAGAAAAUUCUGCUUUCACAACUCUAUCAACCCAGCAAUACUGCAAUUUUUCACAUCAGUGAAGACAAGAAUUUUUCAUCAUUUUCCAGACUUGUAACUCCUUUAAGACUGGUGAUGUCUUCCUGAUCUCUCCAAAGUCUAACAUAUACUAAUUGCCUUGUCUAUUGUCCCAUCGUGUUUGUUUUUCCUCUAUUUCCUAAUAUGUUAUUAUUAUCAUUAAAGUAGAACCAUAGGAUCACUUCUCUGCUAUGGAACCUUUGGAAUGUUCCAUGGUGCCAUCACUUAUAUAUUUAUGGAUUUGGGUUUUUUUCAAGGGUUUAUGAUUUUUCUGAAUAUAAUAAACUCUUUGAUGUGUCUUAGGUGGUAUUUAGUGAUGAGUCAGUUCUUCAUGGGGUCCAAGAAAUGUAUAUGAUCCUUCUGUCCUAAGACAUCUAAAUGUUCAGUGUUUCUUAUAUGCUCUUUAAUUAGUAAAAAGAUCUAGGUUCAUUAAAAUUGACCUUAAUCUGCAUCUUCAAGAAGAGCAUCUACAAGAAAUGCAUUUACUAUAGUACAAUCCUCAUCUGGAAAGUGCUACAGUAGGGUUUGUUUGUUGGGAGGUCUCUACUUAAGUAUUGGUACAGAAUCUGGUUUUGUGUCUUGAGCUUCCAAGUCAGCAAAAUAUCUGAAACCUCAGUUCCAGAAUCUCAAGCCCUAGAUUUCAGUUUCAGUCUCACUCUCAUGGAGUGAGAUAGAUGGAGGGGAGUAGAUGGAUUGGAGGAAGGAGUAAAAUAGAGGUGAACUCCUACACAUCACAGGAUUUACUUACAAGUAUCACCCAUUCCAGAAUUAAUGAGUUUGAACACUGAUGACUGGCAUUGCCCAUUUAAUUUUUUAUAGUCCUUGAUGCCUCUUUUAUUACCAGGAAAAUGGUGUGAUUUUUUUUCCCUUAGAAACAAAUUAAUAUGUGUCCCUGAGUCCUGAGUGGAGAAACUGAGUAAGAGAGUGGGUGAUUAUGAAAUUAAACUGGAGGAAAGAAAGUGACAUAGUGAGACACUUCUCACUUAUCUAUGAAACUAAUACUUUGUAUGUUUGUCUACACUGGUAACCAGAGCAGCUCUCUUUCCCACAUAUGACUAUGCAGGUGCCUCUUCUUAGUUUCAUCUUUUCCUAAUAAACGUGUCCUUUCAAAAUGUAAAAGAAAAAUGAGAACAAACGCCUAUCACAUAUCUUCAAGAUUGGUUAUCCAUUACAGUGUAAUAGGCUGGUAAAUAAAUUCUUUUGA
Molecule: messenger RNA, 1773 nt
Organism: Condylura cristata (star-nosed mole)
Lineage: Eukaryota; Metazoa; Chordata; Mammalia; Eulipotyphla; Talpidae
Product: HLA class II histocompatibility antigen, DR alpha chain-like
Exons: 4
Biological process (GO): peptide antigen assembly with MHC class II protein complex; positive regulation of T cell activation; antigen processing and presentation of exogenous peptide antigen via MHC class II
Cellular component (GO): MHC class II protein complex
Molecular function (GO): MHC class II protein complex binding
Source: RefSeq, a predicted model, not a curated record